Molecule: messenger RNA, 1500 nt
Organism: Conger conger (European conger)
Lineage: Eukaryota; Metazoa; Chordata; Actinopteri; Anguilliformes; Congridae
Product: cytochrome P450 2M1-like
Exons: 9
Coding region: 1-1500 (499 amino acids)
Biological process (GO): xenobiotic metabolic process
Cellular component (GO): intracellular membrane-bounded organelle; cytoplasm
Molecular function (GO): iron ion binding; oxidoreductase activity, acting on paired donors, with incorporation or reduction of molecular oxygen, reduced flavin or flavoprotein as one donor, and incorporation of one atom of oxygen; heme binding
Source: RefSeq, a predicted model, not a curated record
AUGGAUUGUUUAAUCCUUGUGUUGAACAAUUUACUCUCUGUUUUGUUGGGUCUCAUAGUCCUUGCAUUAUUUUGGAAGAAUCGUGGAAAAGAAAGCAGCAGAUCCCGACUGCCGCCAGGUCCCACCCCAGUUCCCAUCCUAGGAAACAUUUUCCAGGUGGAUUUAAAACAACCCUACAAGUCAUAUUUAGAGUUCAGUGAGCAGUAUGGCUCAGUCUUUACUGUGUGGCUUGGUCCCAAACCAGUCAUUGUGCUGGCUGGGUAUCAGACCCUAAAGGAAGCUCUGGUGAACCAAGGGGAGGAGUUUGGCGGCCGCGCUCUCUAUCCUGUACUCCUCCAAGUCACCAACGGUUACGGGCUGUUGGCAAGCAAUGGAGCCCGGUGGAAGGACCUGCGGAGGUUCUCCCUGAUGACCCUGAAGAACUUUGGGAUGGGGCGCAGAACCAUUGAAGAGAGGGUACAUGAGGAGGCCGGGUUUUUGGUCAAAGCCUUCAGUGACCAUGGAGAUUCUGCCUUCAACCCACACAAUUUGUUAUGCAAUGCCGUGUCCAAUGUCAUCUGCUCCAUCGUCUUUGGCAAGAGGUUUGAAUAUGAUGACCAGCAGUUCAAGUUCCUCCAGCAGGGCAUUGAUGGGUACUUUCAUUUUCUCAGCAGCUCCAGAGGACAGUUCUUCAACGUGUUUCCCAGACUCACCUGGUUCCUGCCUGGCCCUCACCAUGAGGUCUUUGGGCACCUUGAGAAGGUCAAAGCUUACUUUGAACAGGAAGCCAAAGAUCGCCUCAGCAACCUUGACAUCAACUCCCCUCAGGACUACAUUGAAGCGUUCCUGGUCCGGAUGCUGGAGCAAGAAAACAAGCCUGGCAGCGAGUUCCACUUUGACAACCUGGUCAACUCCAUUUGGAACCUGUUCUCAGCAGGAACAGAGACCACUUCCUCCACACUGAGGCAUGGCCUGCUCCUCAUGAUGAAGUACCCGCACAUCCAGGAGCGGAUUCAGAAGGAGAUUGAUGAAGUCGUAGGUUCCAGCAGAAGCCCCUCAGCCCAGGACAGGCCGAAUAUGCCCUACACUGACGCUGUCAUUCAUGAGAUCCAGCGCUCUAUGGACCUCAGCCCUACCUCCGUGCCUCACAAGAUGAUGAGGGACACAGAAUUCAAGGGCUACUUCCUUCCUGAGGGUACGAUGGUCCUGACUCUGUUGUCCUCUGUCCUCUCCGACCCGAAACAUUGGAAAAACCCGGAUGCGUUUGACCCAGAGAACUUCCUGGAUGAGAACGGGAGAUUCAAGAAGAAUGACGCGUUCCUGGCAUUUGGACUGGGGAAGCGUGUCUGCCUUGGGGAGGGGCUGGCCAGGGUGGAGCUGUUCCUGUUCUUCUCCUCCCUGCUCCAGCGGUUCUCCUUCAGAGCCACGCAGCCCCCGGAGGAGCUUGACGUCAGCCCCACCUGCUCAAGCUUCGGCCGGCUGCCGCGCACCUACAGCUGCUACGCUCGACUCAGAGAGUAG